Pogona vitticeps (central bearded dragon) is the source of this 3274-nucleotide messenger RNA. RefSeq names its product diacylglycerol kinase alpha (gene DGKA). Gene Ontology annotation, molecular function: ATP-dependent diacylglycerol kinase activity; calcium ion binding. Lineage: Eukaryota; Metazoa; Chordata; Lepidosauria; Squamata; Agamidae. The record is from RefSeq and is a predicted model, not a curated record. Gene Ontology annotation, cellular component: plasma membrane. Gene Ontology annotation, biological process: phospholipase C-activating G protein-coupled receptor signaling pathway.
UUAUAUUUUUUCCCGCCAGCCGUGCCUGCCUGCUUCCUCCUCCUCCUCUCUCUCACACUCCAUGAGGUAGGGGUGUGGGUUGAUUGUACACAAUGAAAGAAAAGAAGAAGUCGAAAGAGAACUGCCUUGUGCUGAUGUCAGGAGCAGGGCUGGCGGAGAAGAGGGUGUGAUUUGAGUUUGGCUGAGCUUUAGACAGCUCUCUAUCUUCGAUUUCCAACUUCCAGGGCGCUGAGACGGGCUGCAAGUGGCAGCAAUGAUCGGUUGCAUAUUCUUGAUGAAUACUGGGGCGAGAUGAUAGCUCAUGUUUUGCGCAUGGAGCUCAGGAAUAAUCUCUGGCAGUGGAGAGUUUGCCAGUCAGUGGGAUAAACAGUGCUGAGGCAUAGAGGGGAGCAAGGACAGCACCAUGUCCGACAACAAGGAGUGGGCCACGCUCAGCCCAGAGGAGUUCACCCAGCUGCAGACGUAUAUCGAUUACAGCUGCAAGAAGGUACAAGAUGUGCUCCAGGAAUUUUAUGGAGAGGGCACGUUGUGCCAGUACCUGCAAGGGGAUUCAAUAAACUUUGAGGGCUUCAAGAUCUUCUUGAAAACUUACUUGGAAGCAGAGGAGAUAUCGGAUGAACUUUGCCGCCACCUCUUCAUGUCCUUCCAGACGACAGCAGGACAGGCCACAACAGAGCCAGCCAGUGGUUUCGUUUGCGUCAAUGAUGUCUCUUGUUACUUUUCUCUGCUGGAAGGCGGAAGACCAGAAGACAAGCUGGAAUUCACCUUCAAGCUCUAUGACAAAGACGGGAACGGCCUUCUCGACAGUUCAGAGGUGGAUCGCAUAAUCACACAGAUGAUGCGUGUGGCUGAAUAUCUGGAAUGGGAUGUCACUGAACUUAAGCCAAUCCUGCAAGAGAUGAUGCGAGAGAUUGACUACGAUGGCAGCGGCACCGUCUCCCUCUCUGAGUGGCUCCGUGGCGGUGCCACCACGGUCCCCCUCCUGGUGCUACUUGGGCUGGAGGCUACGAUGAAAGACGACGGGCAGCACCUGUGGCGCCUGAAGCACUUCAACCGCCCCGUUUACUGCAACGUGUGUGAGACGCUGCUCUUGGGGCUGCGGAAGCAGGGGCUGCGCUGCACUUUCUGCAAGUACACGGUGCAUGAGCGCUGUGCCCGCAAGGCCCCACCCAGCUGCAUCAACACCUAUGCCAAGAGUCGCCGUGACACCAGCGCACAGGCGCAUGUCUGGGUAAGAGGCGGCUGUGAUGGCAGCAAGUGCGACCGGUGUCAAAAGAAGAUCAAGAGCUUUCAGAGCUUGACAGGCAUGCACUGUGCCUGGUGCCAUCAGAAAAUCCAUGACGAGUGCCUCUCUCUCAUGCCUUCCGCCUGCGACUGUGGGAUCCUCAGAGACCAUAUCCUGCCUCCUUCUGCCAUCUACCCAGUUGUGCUGGAGCGGCAGAACAGCCAGAAGAACGGACUGUGUGGAACUCCUUCAGAAGAGCCAGCGCAGCCUUUUACCACCCCAGAGGGCCAGGCCUUGCGGAUCAUCCCUGUGCCUGACACUCACCCCUUGCUUGUCUUUGUGAACCCUAAGAGUGGCGGGAAGCAGGGAGAGAGAGUGCUGCGGAAAUUUCAGUAUCUCCUCAAUCCACGACAGGUCUACAACUUGCUGAAGGGGGGCCCUGGACCUGGGCUGAAUUUUUUCCGGGAUGUGCCCGAUUUUCGUAUCCUGGUUUGCGGUGGUGACGGCACUGUGGGCUGGAUCUUGGAUGCCAUUGAUAAAGCCAACUUACCCACUCGGCCUCCGGUGGCCGUGCUGCCGCUGGGAACUGGCAAUGACUUGGCCCGUUGCCUUCGUUGGGGAGGAGGUUAUGAUGGUGAAAAUUUGGUGAAGAUUCUGAAGGACAUUGAAAUGAGCAGCAUCCUGCAGAUGGAUCGCUGGUCAGUGCAGGUGAUACCUGAUAACCCUGAAGAGAAAGGUGACCCGGUCCCCUACGAGAUCAUCAACAACUAUUUUUCCAUUGGUGUAGAUGCCUCCAUUGCUCAUCGAUUCCACGUCAUGAGGGAGAAAUACCCAGAGAAAUUUAACAGCAGGAUGAAGAACAAACUGUGGUAUUUUGAGUUUGCCACCUCUGAGACCAUCUUCGCCACCUGCAAAAAACUCAAGGAGUGUCUGUCUGUAGAGUGCUGCGGGCAUCCCCUGGACCUCAGCGGAGCACUUUCCGGAGUGGCCAUCCUGAACAUUCCCAGCAUGCACGGGGGCUCCAACCUCUGGGGCGAGACCAAAAGGCCUUUGGGGGAGGCAGCCGCACGAAGCACAGCAGGGGGAGCAGCGCAGCCCCAAGUCAUCACUGAUUCUGAAACCCUGAAGAACUGUGUUCAAGACCUGGGCGAUCGGCGGAUGGAGGUGGUGGGCCUGGAGGGCGUGAUUGAGAUGGGACAGAUCUACACAGGGCUGAAGAGUGCAGGCAAGCGGCUGGCCAAGUGCUCUGAGAUCACACUGCGAACGCUCAAGCAUCUCCCCAUGCAGAUCGAUGGAGAGCCAUGGAUGCAGGCUCCAUGCACGAUCAAGAUAAUUCACAAGAACCAAGCCCCCAUGCUCAUCGCACCACCUCCCCGAUCCUCCAGCUUUUUUGGCCUGAAGAAGGCACCACAGGAGGCUUAGAAGGGAUUUCUGUGCCUGCCUGGGAAGAGAUGUGUUCAUGAUGUAUCUCCAGGGCCUCUGUUGGAAUGCCUGGGUGUCUGAUCCUACUGGGGGUGUGUGUUCCUGCCCCCCUCCUGGCACCACCACCGCAACCACAACCACCACAAUCACAACAGAUUGGAAAGAGGCAGUCUUCUUGCUGCUUUGCAUUUAACAUGCAGAGAGGCUAUUGCACCAGAGCCUCGGCUUCUACCACACAGAUCAGCCUCGCUGGUUCUCUGGUCUGGGGCAGGAGAACUUGGGCCCUCUGCUCUUGCAGGGUCCUGCCGUCUGAAGCCACCCCCUCUGGCUGCCUGACUCCCUGAGCUAGGAACGGCUGGAUGGGUGGAUGCCAAACCCUCCCUCCCUUCCUUGCUUUCCCCACCCCAGGAGGGCCCUGUCAACUGCUGGGUCCUCCGCCUCACGUUCUGCCCGUGUAGUUCUUACCCCUUGCACUUGCCAUAACUACUGAAAGACUGGGGUGGCACCAGCACCGCUUUCCCACUUCUUCCCCCUUCCUCCCCUUUUAUUUAUUGCAACGUAAUUCCAAGCUCCUCCACUUUAGUUAUCAGAAGUGCCUCCGUGUAGUAAUAAAGAGUUGGGCUUGGA